Molecule: messenger RNA, 822 nt
Organism: Aspergillus oryzae RIB40
Lineage: Eukaryota; Fungi; Ascomycota; Eurotiomycetes; Eurotiales; Aspergillaceae
Exons: 4
Coding region: 1-822 (273 amino acids)
Source: RefSeq, a predicted model, not a curated record
AUGACUCGUAACUCUACUAUCGAUGAGGUUACAUUUGUGACCAUUCUCUGGGUCUGUCAGACCAUCAGCUUCUUCUUCGUCGCCAUCCGACUCGCUCUCCAAUACCAUGUUGACCGCAAGUGGCACACCAGUGACAUCAUGAUCCUGGUGGCAUGGCUGUUCUCCCUGGGCAAUGGAAUUACUUGGUCCGCCGUCUACAAGCAGAUGUACCAAGUGAUAUCUCUCGCCAAAAAUUCGACAAUUGAUUUCUCCGAAGUGCCAGCUAAUAUUGGGUGGAUGCAAAGGCGGUAUCUUAACGGACAGCUCUCUGCCUACUUGAUAUCAUUCACCGGUUUAUGGUUGAUCAAGCUAUCAUUUGUGUUUUUCUUCCGGCAAUUGGGAAAUCGAUAUCGUGCACAACAGAUCCUCUGGUGGGUAGUUUUGGUACUCGUCAUUGGCUGCUAUGGGGGGACACUGGGCUGCCUGGACUAUAAGUGCGAGAUGAGUUCCCUAGAGUACAGUAUUGAGGUUUGCGCGACCGCCGGUGCGAUGCACUCCCAACAGGUCAGGUUGAGGGUAGCCACGACUCUAGACAUCCUGUCGGAUGCAGCCAUCAUUAUUCUUUCCGGUAACGUCAUGUGGAGGGCUCGAGUGAACCUGACCAGAAAGCUUGCCUUGAUCGGAGUCAGUUUCUUGACGGCGUUUAUUAUCAUCAUCGCGCUAUUACGACUAUUCCUCAGUGUAUCAGAUAUGAGCAUCAUAGACCCAAUCUGGCUAGGCUUCUGGAAUGCGCUUGAAAUCUGUGUGGGUGAGUUAACUCCGUUAAAGCGACGGCUGCUGUGA